Molecule: messenger RNA, 2168 nt
Organism: Musa acuminata AAA Group (dessert banana)
Lineage: Eukaryota; Viridiplantae; Streptophyta; Magnoliopsida; Zingiberales; Musaceae
Product: transcription factor MUTE
Exons: 8
Coding region: 1389-1967 (192 amino acids)
Biological process (GO): guard cell differentiation; positive regulation of DNA-templated transcription; protein dephosphorylation
Cellular component (GO): nucleus
Molecular function (GO): DNA-binding transcription factor activity; MAP kinase tyrosine/serine/threonine phosphatase activity; protein tyrosine/threonine phosphatase activity
Source: RefSeq, a predicted model, not a curated record
AUCUACGCACCAAACCGUCGAUACCCAGUUUCUCACCGUCUGGUUGUGUGGCUAUCUCCCUCUCUCUCUCUCUCUCUCUCUCUCUCUCUCUCGAUCGAUCGAUCGAUCGACCGAAGGCAGCCUUGAGGCAGAGGAAUGCAGGACUGAGGACACGAGUGUUUGACACCCCAGGCACAGAGUUGGUUAAGUAUUUUGCUGAAUGCUUUAGUUUCAUCGAUGAAGCUAGAAGUGCAGGUGGUGGCGUGUUGGUUCAUUGCUUUGCAGGAAUGUCAAGAAGUGAAUCAAGGCUCGAGUUCUAAGUUGAUCCAAAAGUCAACCUUUGGAGGUUAUAUUUCUUUUGGGACAUUUUGAAAGCUUUGUUUUGUUAAGUUACUGUGAAAGUUCUGUGGGAGCUGAAAUGCUCUCUUAUCAAAGGAUUUCUUGUACAUGUCUUUUGGAGAAUACGAGCAUGCGAUGGAUGAACUAUUGGGACUUAAAUGCCAACACCUCAGGUUCUUCACCAAGGCCUAACUAGGUUGGAUGUAUUAUUCUUUUCUACAAACAAAUUGCUCACAUGUACUUGUCAUAUUAUUGUAAUAUACUUGCUCUGAUCGCAUGACACAGCAGAAAUCCCUCUUCUAAAGUGACAUUAUGUAUCUAAAAAAAAUGUGUUCUUUUCCAAGUUGAAAUGAUACGCUCAGCAUAUUUGUAUGUUGUGUUGUUAUCAUAUUGUUGUUAUCAUAGAUACCUUUGCCAGAAGUUUGUGAUGGUAGAAGACUCCUAAACGCAUCUUCUUUACUGCUGUCAUGAUAAAUAGUUUUAGAUUAUUAUUGGUGCUAUUCGAACCCUAAUCGGAGUUGGUUAUGUUGCAAGCUGGGAUGAUAAAAUUGCAUUCUUGUCAUAAUCACAACUACUCUGAAGGGAAUGAAGCAGCAUAAAUUGGAUGCAGAGCCUAAAAAAGCCUGAUAGCAGGAGGAUUUUUAGGUAAAACCUAUGCUUCAUCACAGUUGGCAUGAAUCCAGUGCAGGCCAUGCGUCCAUGGAGGCAUGAGUCGGUGGAAGGAAGGAGGGAGGGGGAGUUAACGGCAGAAGCGCUUGCAUGCUUAGGGUUGGGAGAAACCCGUGAGAGCGUGAAUGCCACGGAAUGAAUCAUCAUCGUCUUCCUCGCGACUGAAGUGACUCACUUCUCCCUUCCUCCUUCCUCCUUAUCAAUGAAGCCGGUCCAAGUUUGUGAUCAGCGAGUGCAGUCAAACCCACCCCUUCUCGUGCGUGCGUGCGUGCGUGCUGUGGUGGCCACUCGGAGUAGUAGCUUGCCACUCCGCUCACGAGGGCGCAGCCACGCCAUUGAAUGCCGCCUCGAGGGUUUCAGCUGCAGUUCCCCUCCCUCCCUCCCUCCCUCCCCCCGCAGCCAUGUCCCACAUCGCCGUCGAAAGGAACAGGAGAAGGCAGAUGAACGAGCAUCUCAAGGUCCUGCGCACCCUCACCCCUUCCUUCUACAUCAAGAGGGGAGACCAAGCAUCCAUCAUCGGAGGAGCCAUAGAGUUCAUCAAGGAGCUGCAGCAGGUCCUGCACUCCCUGGAGGCCAAGAAGAAGCGUAAGAGCUUGAGCCCCAGCCCCACUCCGAGCCCACGGCCGCUUCUCCAGCUGACAUCAUCACCGACGUCCAGCAGCCCCGACACGGUCAAGGAGCUCGGCGCCUGCUGCAACUCCCCCGUCGCGGAUGUCGAGGCCAAGCUUUCCGGCUCCAACGUGCUUCUGAGGACGCUCUCCAAGCGCAUCCCGGGUCAGGUGGUCAAGAUCAUCACCGUCCUCGAGAGGCAGGCGUUCGAAAUCCUCCAUCUCAACAUCAGCAGCAUGGAAGACACCGUGCUCUACUCCUUCGUCAUCAAGAUUGGACUCGAAUGCCAACUGAGUGUGGAAGAGCUUGCGUUAGAGGUCCAAAGGAGCUUUUGCGAAGAGAUUGGGUACCCAAGAAGCUUAGGUGAAUAGUAGUGUAUGAGGUAGUGAUCAAUGAUAAGUAAUCAUAUAUCUUUCACAUAUAAAUGCUAAGCAAAUAGAAUUCCAUUAGUGUUCUUAAUCUCAUCCAUUGAGUUAUGAGUGAGACAUAGAAUAGAAAUCACAUCGAAAGGAUCAACUUUUCCUAUUAAUUCUUAAUUUCUAUGGGUGCAUGACAAAAUUAUGGUCUUGCAA